Molecule: messenger RNA, 8625 nt
Organism: Nothobranchius furzeri (turquoise killifish)
Lineage: Eukaryota; Metazoa; Chordata; Actinopteri; Cyprinodontiformes; Nothobranchiidae
Gene: rgs17
Product: regulator of G protein signaling 17
Source: RefSeq, a predicted model, not a curated record
GUGGCGGCGCGCCUGCGCAGUGCAUCCAGAGGCUCGGUGGAAAUCGGUGCUGAAGUGGGGCGGAUGGCAGAAAAACAGCGGCGAUGGACUUUACACCGCAGGAUUCCCAUAUACUAUGUAGUAUGUAAAGCGUCGAAACGUCGUGUUUCCACAACUGUCACUCUAGGACACUGACAGCCCGACCUAAAGGGAUGCUGUACAUUCACCACCCCUCUGUGCUCUCAUGUUCAUAAAUGAUCCUUUCACCAAAAUCCAAGGAAGAUUAGAAGGCAGCAGGGAGAGAAGGAAGAGAAGAAGUUGGGAAGUAAAAGGAGAGUUUUCCCACCUCAGCUCAUUUUUGAUGUCCUUCUCAGUGCCAUGCAAUCAGGGAUGGUGACACCAGUAACCUCUUUUCCCUGUGCUAAAAAGAAGUCCCACCUCAUCCUCGCUUUGUCCUGCAUCUCCAGAGAGCCAAAUAGUCCACUUGCCAAAAAGACACUCCGACAGUCAACCGGCUUUCUACCAUCCAGCAACCAAUUACCUCACGCCAUGACUGCUCUGUCUGACCUGUGUUUAGGAACUCAUUAAUUCAUGCCCCACAGUGUGAGUGGAGUGGAGAUGAGAAAAAGGCAGGCGGCUCACAUCGAGGCCCCACCCCAGGCUCCUGGACAGCCCAGACCUAACACCUGCUGCCUCUGUUGGUGCGGCUGCUGCAAGUGUCUCUGGAAUGAAGACAGAAUCGAAAGAACUGAACGCCAAACCUGCACCAAAAUGGACAGUAUUGAAGCUGCAGAAGAACAACAUCCCAGUUUAGAAGAGGUUCUGUCGUGGGCACGGAGCUUCGAGUUGUUGCUGCGAUCGUUGGAGGGCAGGGAGGUCUUCCGGGAGUUUCUGCGCUCCGAGUAUAGCGAAGACAACCUGCUUUUCUGGUUGGCCUGUGAUGAGCUGAAGAAGGAGACGAACCCCUCAACCGUAGAUGAGAAGGCCAGGAUUAUUUACGAAGAUUAUGUCUCUAUAUUAUCACCCAAAGAGGUGAGUUUGGACUCGCGGGUAAGAGAAGGAAUAAACCAGAGUCUAGCGGAGCCCAGCAGCCUGAUGUACGAAGAUGCCCAACUCCAGAUUUACACACUGAUGCAUCGAGACUCCUUCCCCCGUUUCCUCAACUCCUCCGUUUACAGAGACCUCCUGGCCAGCAGGAGGCGCACCUGCCUCGACACCUAAACCUCUCCCAAACGUUUGUCAUUGCCAACGUACGCCAACAAGACUACUACUUAAACUUCAGAUUCCACUAUGGUGCCAGAAGUCAGGUUUGGAAAAAUCUCUCGCUCUGUUCUGAUGGAAAGGACUGAAUAACAUCCAAAAUAGCUGGUAUUUUUUUUUGGUUUUUAAGUUGUGUUUUUAAGCAAUUUCUAUCCAGUUGUCCACUGGAGCCAGGUCAGCCUUUGCUGGCUGCCUAUUGGUGAGUUUGAGACAAUUGAAGCUGGCCAGUGGUUGUUUAGCUAGCGAUUUGAGCAGUUUGUUCCAGUUGACCGGCCGAUUGAUCAGCGACUGGUGGAAGCGGCCAACCCGAAGCCCAGGUGUUGGUUAACGAGGACUCCUCAGGUUGUGAGAACAGAAAGAGAGAGGAAUAAAGGACAAACCCACUGUUCCUGUACUGUACAAUUUAAACCUCAUGCUUGUUACUGUCAUUUUAGGAUCCUGUAUUUCAGUCACACAUUCAUUUAUAUUUUUUUCCAAGUUUAUCUCAUUUCUCAGCUGUUUAACAUUGUUUUUGCUGUUCUAUUUCUUCACGGUCCAAUCAUGACAUCCAGUGGUAGGUGGGAAUUGGGGAAUCUUUGCCUUUUUAACCAGUAGAAGCAUUAGCUCAGCAUGCAGCACUCUCUCUACUGUAGCUUAAUGAUAAAAGCCGCGGACUGCAACUGUUUUUGAAUUUUGAGUGGUAUUAAGGCAGGGGAGCUGGAUCCCUGUCUGAUCGCCAUGUUCAAUCAAGGGAAAAGAGUACACUUGUGCAUUUAUUUAUUUUUUCUGAAGAGAUAUUAAAGCUGCUGCUGUAGAGGUGCUGCUCUGACCAGCCAUUUAUAUAGUUCCAUCUAUCCACCCAUCCAUCUAUCUGUUCAAGCACUUUCCUCCAUCAGGAUUAUUUAACCGGGAGAAGUAAGGGCUAGAAUUGUGGUUGGGCAGCUACAUCUCAUGAACUUAAAAUAAAAAAUCUCUGCUGAGAAAUUCACAAUGCCUUUGCGUGUAAGAAAAGGCAUCGCAAGCACUGCUAGAGAUUUGUCCAACAACUUCUAUCGCCCAUCCUUUUUCUGUCCCCCUCUCCACCUGCUUACAAUUUUAACCAUCACAACCUGGCAAAGUGUGGGUUCUCAGUUUGGGCAAAACCCAAGACUGGAGAAUAAAAUAAAUAAGAAACGGAAUAAAAUAGACAUGCAUAUUGUUUCUGUGAAUUUGGCAUUAUAGGAAAGCCGGUUUUGUUUGGACAACAGUAGCAAACGUAAAGCCUGAUCUUUGUUUGAAAGGCUGUAGAUGUCGCAGGUUACAUAACAGUUAACGAGAGCUAAACAAGAUAUUUGAGCAGAAAUGGGUGUCAAACCGUAUUUCCAAUAUGCUGUGAAGAGAUAUUUGCUUUGACUUGCUUUUCUGGUACACGGUAGUCCCUUGGAGCAGUUAAUUGCUGCCCAAGAGCAGUUUUAUUCAUUUUUUCAUUAGCUGGAGAGGAGGGCUGAAUAAAUGAUGCUACCAUGCUACCACAUCAGGCGGGCAAAGACAUUUGCGUAGUCAUGCUCUACACAAGCCUUUAAAAAAAUUUUUUUUUAAAGAACAAAAACACAGAAGGCAAAUGGGUUUAAGCAUGCUGCAGACAAGCAGGUAGCAUGCUAAUCUUCCCUUCUACUGCCAGCCCUCACACACACAUACACACACUGGUUUAUUUUUCUAACUUGACUUAAACAGCAUGUAGUCAUUGUGUGUGUGUGUGUGUGUGUGUGUGUGUGUGUGUGUGUGUGUGUGUGUGUGUGUGUGUGUGUGUGUGUGUGUGUGUGUGUGUGUGUGUGUGUGUGUGUGUGUGUGUGUGUGUGUGUGUGUGUGUGUGUGUGUGUGUGUGCAUACAAUACAGAAAUAGAUUUACCAGGAAAUAAUAAAAGCGGAUGGGGUUUUUUGCCAAAUAUCUCAUUAAUAUUUUGUUAGAAUAUAAAAACAGACUUUUUUAUGAUGUAAACAUUUGCAGUAGAAGGUGCAUGAGUGCAAAAUAAGCAAGCUUCUUUGCACACUGGCCAUGUCUAUUGGUGAAUAUCUGAUCUUGUUGGUGUCAAAGGUGUUCCAGAAAAUGGCGGAACAGAUAAAUACGGCCGACUUUUUUUAACUACCUGAACUUCACGUGCCAAGCGCGGUCCAGACGACAGGAUAAUUAAUUGGCUUCAAUUACUGGGGUUCGAUUAGGGUUACUCUGAGAAGCUAUCUCAUUUUUUUAGACUGUCAGAAAGUCAUCUUAACCAAAAAAAAAAAAAAAAGAUAAUUCAGAAUAAACAAGGUGCUGUACUGGUUGCACGUUUUGCUAAAUAGAUGAAUAACGGCCUGUUAUAAUUUAUUAUUUUUUGUAAGGUAAAGACGUUAAAACUAGGGAUGUUUGAUAUUGGCUUCUUAAUGUAUCCAUUACAUCUGAUAUAGGUAUAGACUCUUAAAGUGGCAGUGUGUAUUUUCCUGGCGCUAAGGGGCAGUCAAGCCCCCACAAUGCGGCUCAAAAAUUGAAACAGUCCCGGAAGUACCAAAAAUUGCAGUUCCACCCUCAUCCGCUGGGGGCUGGUGUCAGAAGCGAGCAAAUCCUCAUUGACUCCCAUGUUAAAAACACCAAUUUCACAGCAGAAAUAAACAUGUUUACAGCCUGGUUCCAGAACAUGUUUUUUGUUUAAAUUAUCUAGUUUACACUCAUGACAACUCUGAGGGGGGUGAAUUUUUUUCUCACUCUUCUGUUUAAGUCUAUUAAAAGCCUAAAAUUCUGUAUAAUUAAUGAGCAUCAGACCCACGUGACCACAGAGCUAGCUCCGUGGAAAGGCCUCAGUAGAGCCUCGGUCUGGCUUGGAAACUGUUCCGGGAUUUUGACUCUCUGUGUUUGUGUAUUCUUUUUUGGACAUUAUUUGUGCAAUUGUUGGACAAAAUGACUUGCUGUGGCAUUAAUUGCACUAAUAGAGCGUCCAAGGAGUCUCCACUUCAUUUUUUAACAUAAUGCUGCACUUUAGAAAAUGGGUUGAAAUAUAACAUGUUGGUGGAGCUGGGUUCCGACUAUCGGCUUGUGGAGCUCUCGGGAGACCUCUGUUUUCCACCCGUUCUCCCCUCCCCGUAGCUCGGCGCAUCUCUGUCUGCUGCACGGGCUGCUGGCUGGUUCUCCCCUCCCCGCAGCUCGGCGCAUCUCUGUCUGAUCGCGGCUUCUGUCUGCUGCGCAGGCUGCCGGCUUGUGGAGCUCAGGGAUGGAAACCUUUCCACCCGGUUCUCUCCAGCGUUAGCUCUGUGCAUCUCCGAUCGCAGCGGCGCUUGUCUGCUGUGCGGCUGCCGGCUUGUGGAGCUCUCGGUGACCUCUGUGUUCCACCCGGUUUUACCCAGCAGAUCUUUGACUCAGAAGCUCUGGUGUUGUGCACAGUUAACUCCGGUUGUAGCUAGGUUGCUACCUCCGUUAGCUUAGCUCCCACCUCCAUGUUAGCUUUGGGUUAGCUUCAGGUUAGCUUGUAGCUAGUUCGACCGGGUGUCGUCAGUUGUUCCCAGCCUUACUGCCCCACCUCACUUCCCUUUUGUGGAAUUGUCUGGGCUUGACGGAACCUGUGACACGGUCAAAAUGGCGGUGGUGGCCACCUCCCAUUUAUCUUCAAAAAUGUGUUAUUGGAGCCUUUGAAAACCCAUUGUCCAAUAUUUAUAUGUCGAUGGGGGCAGUACAUACAUUUCAGGGUAGUUUUACACCAUAUCGCCGUGACUGUCGUUAGUUUAAGAAAACAUCACGGUAAAUGUUACAUGUGGAGCAGAAAGCACACAACCUCAGCGUGACUCCUCAGCCUUUGAUUCAAAUUCAGUUCAAUUCAAUUCAAAUUCAAAGAUACUUUAUUAAUCCCAGAGGGAAACUAGAGUUUCAGUACACACAAUUCUGAGAUCAGACAUACUUACAUAGGCAUAGACACAUCGCAACCCGAGUCGCGCUACCUUAAUAGAGAUCAGAGGGUUUAUAUUUGAGGAUUGAGUCAGGUGGAGGAAAAAAAGGCACUUCAGAGUUACCCUCCACAGGAAGGGCAGCAUUGUUAUGCAAAAAGCACCAUUUCUUUGUUAUGCAGAAAUGCAACAGACUUCAGACAUUAAACAACAUAAGUGUCCACUAGGUGGGGAGGAAGGGUUGGGACUCUCCUCACAUCAGUGCAUGCAGCCACGAUGAGCAGCGCUCUUCAUCACUUCCGUUUGGACAGGGGAGGGAGGUAGUUGGGUUUAGAAAGCACAGUGACUCCUGGAAAUGAUUCAACGGCCUUCACCAGUCGAAGUCCCACCCAGGCUGGGACAGGGAGACAGAGUUGCCAUGGCGACGGCAGCAUUCCACAUUUCUUCUGAGGGAGAGUUAUCGCUUCAGCCUCACAGGCUCAAGGGCACCAGAUUCAGAUAAGAACUUGUUUUGGGGCCAGACAGAGAUAAUUUCCUCUCUGUCUUAAAGUUCUGUUGGUCCUCAACCCCUCUAAAUCCAAUAAUGGCGUAAUUAAUCUAUCCCAAUCCGUGCUGAUACGUCGACUUUCUCCUUGAUCGAAUCCACCUUCUGUGCCAGAGUCUGAAUCUCAGCCAAAGUUCCAAGCUUACGACUCAUCUCGACAAUUAUGAGUUUGUGCGUUCACAUCGCGGUGUAAUCCAUCCCUGAGCUCCGAGAUUGAGCCAAUAUUCCUCGACAGCUCAUUCAUUUUCCGGUAAGCCAUGUAACCGCUCAGGCCAAACAGCACGAAACCUGACACCAACACCUUGAAUAUCCAGACGUCUUCAGAAUCCUCUACAGACAGUUGAGUGAGGCAGAUCAGGUUCCACUGUUUCCAGGAGUCCAUGAUAUGCCCAACUGGCUCUGUCCCAGAGGGGCAUCCAGGAGCCCCUUCUCUCGUUCUCAUUGUUGAAAAAAUGUUGUCAAUCGCGUUGAGAGACCAACUGACCAGGUCCAUUUUUAAUAAUUUCCAGUUUCCAGAAAAAAUGCAGAAGCGCCGUCCACCCAAAAACAGACAAAGAGCCUUGGGAUAAGAUAGGGAGGAGAGGAGGAAAAAAGCGUCUGUACUCUCCAAGAGCUGGAAGAAGACAGUCCUUCAGUUAAUUUCGUAGAGAGAAUGAAAUGCCGAUUGUAUUUUUCUGACGCUGUAGUUUCUGGAUCUGCUCUGGGUCCUGCGCUUGACGAUGACGUCGUCGGAUUGUGGCAAUACCGCUCGGCCAACAUUUAUUGCAUCUCUUUUUUGAUUUUGUUCUUUCACAUCAGUUUUGGAAAGAGGUUAGCAGUUUGUUAUUAAAUUUGUGUUUCUCACUGCCAAAAUGUUUUUGAAUGUGGUAACGUAAAUUCCGUAGGUCGUACAUCCAGCCAAUCAUCUAGUGUGACAUCAUCAACAGGCGCAGGACCCCGAGCCGGCUAGAAGGAAACAUGGCGUCUAAUAUGGCGUACCCCAAAGACGCUAGACCCGGACUCCUUUGUCUUUUAGACUCAAUUUUUAUCGUAUUUUUCAAUGGCUGGACAUCAUUUUAUUAGUUUUCAACAACAUUUUGAUUAAUAUUUCCAGAGAUUUAAAGGUAAAAAUACACCCUGUCACUUUAAAUGUGAUAUUGGUGCAAACCAAUACAUGUGGGGUCCCCUUCAUAAAAAAGUAAAGAAAGAAAGAAAAACACAAUUAUUUUAGAUGGCUAACAUCACAUAUCUUCUUUUUAUACUUAAUAUCUGUGCUAAAUAUGACGAAUUCACUUUCAGUUAGGUCAGUUGUGCCAAAUAAACAAAAAUAUAUUAAUACCUUGAAUGUGUCAUGUUUCAUAUUUUCUGAGAGAAGUAGUUAAAGAGUUUGAUGUAUAAUCUGUGCAUGGUAUGUAAAAGUUGUGUUAUUAAAAGACUAAAUACCGAUAACGAAAUUUUCCGAUAUUACAUUUAAUGCCAAGAUCGGCCGAUGAUAUCGGACAUCCCUAGUUAAAACCAAUGAUAUUCCCACAAGUUUCCCUGGUCUCUCACUGAAAUAUACUCUUUAACCUUUGUUAAUGCAGCUCCUAAAGACAAUAUACAUGAAGGUCCACCAGAUCUAUCGCUUUCUGCUUUAAUCAACAGCUGUGCACAUGCAUGCGUCCUGGUAAACAUUUCUAAAAGUGGAGGUCAGUUUUCACACUUGCUCCUUUGAAAAAAAAACGUUUUAUUCGUGGAUGAAUAAAAAUAACUAAAAGCAUUUUUAGAUCUUGCAUUUCUGGAACUUUUCCACUCAUGAAGCUCUGACUGGCAAAAUUACUCCUCUGCACAAUAGUUAUUUCCUUUUUGUCUAUUUGUCAACUAACACAAGAAUGUUUCACCACAAACCAGAUAAUGAAAUCAUGGUGCAAUCAAACCAAGUUUACAUUUAUAAAUGAUGUGAGAUGUGUGUAUCUAAUGGCAUACAUGUAACCGUGAAAAAGCUGAAAGCCAGCAGGUUUAGAGCUGGCGUGAGUCUCUGGGUCUGGUCUUAGAAGAUGGGUAGAAACAGAGCAGAAACCCAUAUUUCCUGCUUUUGUCCUCUCCUCCUAACUUAUUCUGACUUUUACCCAGUGGGGAAAAGUACAUGCUUGUGUAUUUUAGAAAAUGUGGAUUUUACAAGCAAUGAUGAUGAUGUGAACUGAUGUAGUGUCAUCGCUGAGGUUAGAUUUUUGAAAUUUCCAUGGAUUCCAAGUGGGUGUUUGAAACAGGGCUGUGGUUUCAUUGAGAAAAAAACAACAAAAGAAUGGGAGUCAACGUGUCCUGAUGAGAUUGGAGGUCUGCAAAGCUUUGGCCUUACUGACAUGUUUAUUUUUAUUUUUUGUCUUAGUAAUGAAAAAAAAAACAAGAGACAAAUGUCGUCGUAGGCUUUUCACUACCUCUCAUGUUGGUUAAUUUAUUUCACAUCUAGUUUUAAAUGUACAAGAUUUUUUUUCUUUUGUUUUUGCUUUUAGAUCUACUUGAAGCCUAACACUGUAAACAAAAAAUGUGCACUGAAAAAUGAUGAUGUAUAUGACCAGAAAGGUAAAAGAGAGAGAGAGUGAGAGAGCUUGGCCUAGUCAACAUUAUUAUGACUAUUUUUAUUUAAAUGUAUAUUUGUUUUUUAAUUGUGUUGAGCUGAACUAGAGUUUGCAUCUCUAUAAAGAAUUCAGGAAUCCACUGUCUAAGGGCUAAUCCCAUUUUUUGCCUAUGCAAAUCUGUUACUGUGGGCGAGUCGGGAAAGGGCGAGCUACCGUACCUUUCACCUGCUUUAGAUGGACCAUGGUUUACAUUGCCCUUUGCUGAUAUUCUUCAAUCUUAUUCAGCAAAAAUGUAUAACUUAUUUUUCUUUCUUUUAAAUACUAAUAAAAUAUAUACGUACAUAACAAGUAACAUACAAAGAAAAUAGUAUAUGCCUUUCGUGAUGAUGAAAAAGAAACCUUGUUGAAAAGAAAUAAAUGUGUUGUCUGACUUUA